Diachasma alloeum is the source of this 1749-nucleotide messenger RNA. RefSeq names its product P-granule-associated novel protein 1. NCBI's taxonomy places the organism in Eukaryota, Metazoa, Arthropoda, Insecta, Hymenoptera, Braconidae. The record is from RefSeq and is a predicted model, not a curated record. The transcript has a single exon. Bases 59 to 1330 code for a protein of 423 amino acids. Gene Ontology annotation, molecular function: protein binding.
ACAGAUAUUAAUUCCUCACGUGCACAUCGAUUAUCAUAGUGAAUCAUAAAAAAUAAGAAUGUGGAAAUUAGUAGUUAUGUUGAUUUUCGCUGGGCUAACCAUAAUUGCGACCAACGAGAGCACAGAUACAGAGUGUAAUUUAUUGGACGCAUUCACCAUAUGUCAGAGGUCUCACGUGUUAACAUUUGUAAAUCAAACGCAGGAAGGAGAUAAACUCGAAAUAAGAUCCCACAAACUCUCAGCAAUCGCUCCCCAUGCGUUUCAAGAUUUGAGAAUUACGAAUCUCACCCUGAACUUCGAGAGAUUCGACGGUGAACCCGGAAUCAUAGACUUGAAACAAGAAUCCUUCCAGGGAUUGCCCUCAGUGACUCUCCUUGAAAUCCGUAAUACCAUUUUUUCUAUAAAACCAAAUCCCUUCAAACAUCUUAAAUCCCUAAAAUAUUUACUGUUGGUUGACGACGGAAUCGCGGAACUGCCUGUUGAAUUCUUUGUUGACCUAUCCCAACUGAAAGAAUUUCUCAUAAAGGGACAUGAAAUUAAAGCUAUUACAGUGGAUACAUUCUCCAAAAUGAAUCCAAAUAUACAAUCAAUUGCAAUUUACGGUGGUGAACUGCAACGAGUUGAGUCGAAAUCGUUCGAAAGAUUCAAUCAGAUGAAAUAUCUCAUGCUAACUGGGAACAAACUUACUUAUUUACUCUCCGGUACGUUUGAUGGUCUUGAUGAACUGGAAGAGUUGCACCUGGAUUACAAUAGUAUCACUGUUUUACCUCAGGAUAUCUUCAAGGGACUUUUGAAAUUGAGAAUACUUAAUCUGGAAUCGACCGGCAUCAAACCCGAUUCUAGGAUCUUUUCCGGUCUGAACGUGAUUGAUCUCCGUUUGGGAUUCAACGACAUUGAAGAAUUGCCGGCUGGCGUUUUCGGUGCUCUCGGGCAGCUGAAGAGUUUGGACCUGCGUGGCAAUAAGUUGACUACUGUAUCUAAUGAUGUUUUCAAUCAUCUGCCGCAUCUCCAGACACUCAAUUUGGAACGGAACACUAUAAACCGAAUCGAACCGAAUGCGUUUUCUGGAUUAACUCUCAAAAGUCUUAAGUUGAACAGGAAUGCUUUAGAGGUUCUAGAAGCCAAUGUUUUCAGUGAUCUGCAUAUAACGACUUUAGACCUCUCUGGUAAUUCGAUUAAAGAUAUAAAACCCCAGGCAUUUAGGCUUUUAGAAGUACAGACCAUUUUACUUUUUGAUAAUAAAGUUAAUCAACUGCAUAGGUAUAGUUGGGGCUUGUCAGAUACUGUAGAGAUCAUUGAAGAGGAGAAAAGGCAAGUUGUGUUUGAGUGAUAAUUAAGGUUGAUUCACGGCUAGCAGUUGAUAUACGGUGAUGAAAAUUCAGGGAAAAUUUUGUGAUACUCUAUAGGUAAACGCGGACCGAAAUGUCUCUCAUACAAGAAAAAAAAAUCAUGAAAUUUUUGUAGUGAAAUUCUGAGAAAAAUUCUGAUGCUGCUCCACAAUCGAGAUACAAAAUGUCGGAAGUCAUAAAAAAUUCACGUAGCACACGAACAAUUCUACGGUAGCAACUGAAAAAUUCUGGGGAGGAGCACAUGCCCACGCGGAAAGCACAUAUAUGUGCCGUCGAUAAUAUAUAUAUUUUUCGGAAUGUUUGACAAGGAGACCCGCAAACAUAUUUUUUUUAUCAACUUUCUAAUUUGUUUAUGAACAAACGUAUUGUCAAUUGGAAUUUCUUGCAAAAAUAAAAUUGU